Molecule: messenger RNA, 3236 nt
Organism: Cyanistes caeruleus (blue tit)
Lineage: Eukaryota; Metazoa; Chordata; Aves; Passeriformes; Paridae
Gene: IL5RA
Product: interleukin 5 receptor subunit alpha
Biological process (GO): cytokine-mediated signaling pathway
Cellular component (GO): external side of plasma membrane; membrane
Molecular function (GO): cytokine receptor activity; protein binding
Source: RefSeq, a predicted model, not a curated record
GGACAUCUGCAGCUUCUCUGGGCAAUGCAGAAGCUAUCCAACCCUAUGGAUCACAGCUCAAAGCUCUCAGCACAAUAUUUGGAAGCUGGUUUUGCUCUGGUACCGGUCACUUCCCAAAAUGCUACUGGUGUCUGCAUGGCUGUGCGGCCGGAGCUUUGGAUGGCAUAAAAAUAUCCGGACAAAACAUGCAGUUUUCCAGCAAUGUCUGGAUUUGAUUCUCUAGGGAACGAAUAAAUUGGGAUAUCAGCAGUGUAACUGUAGGUUAUUUGUAGUCAGUCAUCACAUUCCUGCUCUUGAAAAGUCAUCAGAGAACUCUCAGUCCGUUGCGUAUAAUUAACGCUCAAUAAAUAAAAUAAACCCAUUUCUGUGCUGGACUGUGCCUGUCUGGAGCCUUCCACCCUGUGGUUAAAUCCACAGUUCCCUUUUUCAAGGCGUGCUUAUCUCUCUUGUCCUCUGCCAUCUCUUCUGAGGUGCCAGCCCCGUUGGUACUUGAAAGGCAGCAGUUAUGAAAGAAACCCGCAGGGAGAGCACCCAGAGGACGGGGAACAAACAGACCCAACUCUUCACAGGACUUUGAGAUCCCCAGCUCUUGUGACACGGUGACAGGGCACGUGUGCUGAUUCCUGGCUGUGCCCAUCCCAGAGCUGAUGGCCAGUGGGAUGCCAGUUUUCCUGCUCCUCCUUUGGACAGCAAACACGCCUCAGGGUGCAGGAGUUCAGGUUUUGCCACCUGUUAACUUCACCCUCAGUGUCUCUGCAUUAGCACAAGUGCUGUUACACUGGGAACCAAACCCUGCUCAGGAGCAAAACAACUCCACCAUCAGAUACGAUGUGAAAAUCCUGAGCCCUGUGCCAGAAGAGUAUGACACCAAGAGGACUCACAGUGUCCGAACAGCGGCGCUUCACAACGGCUUCUCGGCUCGCGUGCGGACCUUGCUCCUCCAGGAGAACCUUCAGCUGAGCAGUGACUGGGUGGAGAGAAACCUCCCACCUCUGCCAGGUGCUGCAGAGACCUCUGUCACCAACCUGUCCUGUGUCACUCGUGUCACCAUCCCUGGCAAUGUCUCUCUCCGUUGCACUUGGCUCCCUGGCCAAGGGGCACCAGAAGACACCAAAUACUUUCUGUUUUACAGGUAUGAGACACACACUGAGGAAUGUCCUGCUUACACCAAAGACAAGUGGAACAGGAAUGCUGAAUGCAGCUUUUCAAGUACUCAGAUUAAACCUGGCGAGAUCGACAGCCUCAUUGUCAUUCACAUUAAUGGCUCCAGCAAACGUGCUGCAAUCAAGCCUUUUCAACAGUUAUUUAACCAAAAUGCCAUUGAGAAAGUGAAUAUUCCCAGAAAUAUCAGCAUAUCCCUGGAGCAAAAUGAUCUCCUGGCCAUGUGGGAGAAGCCAAUUUCUCCUUUCCAUGAGGAAUGUUUUGAAUAUGAAUUUUAUCUCAUCAACCUGAAGUCAGGUAACAAGCAGAUCCUGAAAAUCUCCUCGAACAGAUUCCGAGUAGGGAUCGAUGGCAGCAGCAGGUAUUCCAUAAGGAUCAGGGCCAACCACAACCACAUCUGUCGUGCCCAAGGAUUCUGGAGUGACUGGAGUGAAAUAAUUUAUGUUGGGCAAAAUAAAUUGGAGAAUUCCAUAGUCUGGAUUUUCACUCUGCUUUGUGUUUCCACGUCCUGCACAUUGCUGUUUGUUGCUAUAAUAUGCAAAAUGAGCCACCUUUGGAGGAAACUGUUCCCACCAAUCCCAACGCCCAGCAACAAAUUCCGAGACCUUUUCCCAAUUGACUACGAGAGAGCACGGACCUGCACCAGCUCCAUGGAGACCGAGGUGGGCAGCCUGGCUGAAGGCUUCUCCUGCAGUGUCCUCGAUGACUCCGUGUUCUGAGAGGCUCCACAGUGUCACCCACCAGCGCUGGAGAGGGCUCUGUGUCACCUCUCUGUGGCCUUGCUCCCAGUGGGGAGGAGAAUUUGCCUUCACCAGGUGCCUUGUUCAAGCAGGAUUUAAGUUCAUGGCACAAAGACUGUGUCAGGGGGAAAAAAGCUUGGAAAAGAGCAAAGGGAUUCAUUUUUUUCUGGUUGGCAGCUUAAUCUUUUGGAUGUUUGUUUUACCUUUACAACUGGAGAUGCAAACUGGGUUUGGCAUGGCCCUGUGGAUGCAGCAAGGUGGUCAAACACUGGGAAAAGAAGAAAAAAAUUGUGAAAUACCCAGUGCUGUCACCCCCAGCGCUGCACAGCAAGGCCACCAUGACAGCAGGGACGCUCACCUGGCCUUUGCUGAUACGCUUUGUAAUGAAACUGUGGAUUUCCACCUGAAAAACAUGCAUGGAAAUGAAAUUCCUGGAUCAAGUUGAGUGUGCCAGACCACCCUGUGUGGGGACUGUGCACAGCCAGCAUCCUCUGCACUGCUGAAAGGCACCUCACCUUGCUCUGGCAGUGACACAGCUCCGUUUUGGGAUGGAGGGGAACACCUGGGAUCAGCUCAGCUGGCCAGAGCGUGGUGCUGAUCACACCAAGGGUGUGCUUCAAUCCCUGUAGGGACCACUGGACUCAAUCCUUGUGGGUCCUGUCCAACUCAGAAUACUCUGUGGUUCUCUGAUCUGUCUCAGGACUUUAUAAAACACCAACAACUUCUGGAUGUUGUAGGUUAUUUAAAACAAACUUUGCUUGUGCUGCUCCUAUAAGCAAAGCUACACUGUGCCUGCUCCUUCUGUACACUCAGGUAUCACAUUUCAGUGUAAAGCAGAACUUCACCUGUGAUUCUUCCACACCUGAGAGAGGGAAUCCUGCUGGGAUGGGUGGGAUCCCCUGCUCCACAGGACCUCAGCACUGGGCAGGCACAGGGCACUCACACAUGGCUCCUUUCCCAUCCAAGGCUCUUUUUCAGGCUCUGACAUCGGCUGGCAGCAUCUGCAGGAGUUCAACAAGGGAUUGUUUGUGCUUCCUGCCAUGAGAAAUUAAAGGUUCAGUGGGGAAGAAAGGAAAAAAAAGAGAAAAAUGGCAUAAACAGAUAAACUUCCUCAAUUGCACCGACAAAACAAAGCAGCCUGGGAACAGGGAGUUUGCAAAUGUGAAGUCAUUAAAGAAAUGUGCCAAGGACUGCCUGGUGCUCUCAAGAGUCUGAGCUGCAACGAGCUGGGCUCCUCCUGGGUGUGCAACUCCAGUAAUUCUGAAAAUCCAAGCCCAGUACUGCAGCCUGGUUUUCUUUGCUCUGUGUUGUUCCAUCUUAGAUGGCCUGGGUUUG